Molecule: messenger RNA, 1235 nt
Organism: Pseudopodoces humilis (Tibetan ground-tit)
Lineage: Eukaryota; Metazoa; Chordata; Aves; Passeriformes; Paridae
Gene: SMIM8
Product: small integral membrane protein 8
Source: RefSeq, a predicted model, not a curated record
GGGCGGGGAGGCACGCGCGGCGUUAGUGGCCCCUCAGCCGCCCCGCUCCGUGAGGCGGUGGUCCCGCGGGUCCCGGGAGUUCCAGCUGGGCUUUUCCAGAUUAGGGUCAAACUGUCCCCUUCGUCCCGGUGGCGGCGCCAGGAGCUCCUCGCCGCUCCGGAUGCCGGUGAUCUGAAGACUGAUCCUACUUGGUCCACAGGUAGCUAAAGCAUUGGCCAAAGGAACUAUUCAACAUCAAAUAAAAUGUCUUCCACCAAACCUUCAAAUGAAAAUGAAACACUCAAAGAGAGAAAACCAGGACUGAGGAAUGUUCAGACAACUAUGCUUUUCCGGGCUGUGAACCCCGAGCUUUUCAUUAAACCUAACAAACCUGUGAUGGCAUUUGGACUGAUAGCUAUUAGCCUCUGUGUGGCCUAUCUUGGUUAUUUGCAUGCAACUGCAGAGAAUAAAAAGGACCUCUACGAAGCAAUCGACAGUGAGGGGUCCAGAUAUAUGAGGAGGAAAACUUCCAAGUGGGACUGAGAAUGUAAGAAAGAAAAAUCAGUAAAUCACUCACAGAAUUUUUCAAGGCAACUACUGUUUUUUUUCCCUUUCCCUUGAACUAAUGGACAAAUGUCUGUCUUGCAUUUUAAUCCAAUUCACGUUCCUUUAUAAAAUGCUCUGCCUGUACAAAUAAACUGCGGUAAAGAUACAUGUGAAAAUAAAAGAAAAAUAAAAGAAUUGCUCUUUGUGAUCUCCGGAGAGAUCACUGUCAGAAGAUAUGAAGUCACUUCAGACCUGCAGUCAGUACUGGUAAAUGCCUUAGAAACUGACACGAUAGUUCAGCUUUCUCUUUGCUCUCAUUAAAUGAAGACAGAGGUUUAUCCUUUUUUUUUUUUUUUUUUUUUUAAACAGAAUGAAUAAUGUGUUGUCUGUGAAAAGAAAAGUAGGUAUCUUGAUCUGUGGGAUAACAGUGGUGCAAGUAAACUAAUUUUAAGGCAAGGAAGAUCUCAUAAAGCAGUUGGUGAAGGGUUUUAUUUCAUAAAGGAAACUGUAAAAUACUAGCCAAAAUAAUCCUUGGAUGCUGAAUAUAUUCUUCCUUACAAAUAAAAGGUAAAUCAGUAGCCAAAUAGAGGAGAAAAAGUGAAACAAGUGCUUCUGUUAAGAGAAAGGUAGGAAGAAUUCAGCCAUUAUAUUUCCUGUUUGGCAUCAUAUAACAGGUCAGUAAGUGUGCUAGCAUCGGCCUGCCAGUUGAU